AUGAGUUGUAAUACUGCCCUACCUACAUCUCAACAAGAUGUUUCAACAUUAAAAACAGCUCGCUUAUCCAAAUAUUUCAUUUUUGUACCUUAUCUUAAAGAUCUGAAUGAGAUAUUUCAUGUGGCGUCUCAUCCCAUUACAUUUGAAGUCGUGUAUCUUGUUACAGAUGGUGCACUUGGCGCUGGCUUGGAUAAUUGUACCUGUGGUAAUCAUGAGAAUUCGGAUAAUGGUGGUAGUGCAUCUACUAUUACUAAUGUGGCAUCCAUUGUAAUAGGGACACUAGAACUACAGCUAGCAAAGAUGUUGACAUUUGAUGAUGACAUUUUGUUAAGUACUAUGUCCUACACAGUUGAUGUUGGGAUGUCGAUGAAUGACAAGUCUAUCGUACGUCAUGGCAGGUCAGUAGCAGAAUGUGAAGGUAACAGAAUUAGCCUACAGCUUACAGCUCAAGCUGAUGUGGAAGAAGAGCAUCAAUGGCAAACCGUAGCAAAACCCAUUACUCUAACCUCAACAUUGGGAAGAAACUUUUUUGUGGUCACAUUGUUGUCAUUGUUUGCAUUGAUAAUUUGGAUCGGCCAAACUGAUGAGGGCAUCGCAGCUGAUGGUAAUGGAUUAAGAAAAGCUUUUCUAUGGAGUGUUGGUAUAUUGAUCCCAUUCUCUGAUUUUAACAAUUCUUUUGAUUACCCUUUAAGAACUAUAAAGUGGUACAAUAAUUAUUUCAACUAUUCUUCCUUGCUGCAAUCUAGACCUAUGUUAUCAACAUUAGCGCAUAUCCCUCCGAUGAGAACUUCUCUUGGAACAAUUGCGAUACCUACGACUGCUGAUCAGUGCUGUACAUAUUGUUACUUUUCCUUCUCUCCCAACUAA
This is a messenger RNA of Echinococcus granulosus, 867 nucleotides long. RefSeq lists its product as hypothetical. The record is from RefSeq and is a predicted model, not a curated record. The coding region runs from base 1 to 867 and encodes 288 amino acids. The transcript has 5 exons. Lineage: Eukaryota; Metazoa; Platyhelminthes; Cestoda; Cyclophyllidea; Taeniidae.